Messenger RNA from Racocetra persica, 351 nucleotides. Lineage: Eukaryota; Fungi; Glomeromycota; Glomeromycetes; Diversisporales; Gigasporaceae. The record is from the annotation of a GenBank genome assembly.
AUUAAUGAAAUCGAAAAACAAGAUGAAGCAGAAAUCUACCAUACUGAAGAAGGAGACCAAGAUGAUGACCUCUUAUUCUACAACCCUUGGACUGAUAUUGUUUCUGACAACAACCUUGCAGUAUAUGUUGUUUUGACUGCUGAAGUUUCUACAACACCUCUUCUAACUAUUAAUACUUCUUUAAAUGGACAACAAAGAGAAAAAGCUAAAGAAAUUCUUCUAAAUAACCACCAAAUUUUUGCUAAAAAUAUUUCUAAAGAAAAACAAACUUUAGAACUGGAACAAACCAAAGAAGUUUGCCAUAAAACUAACACUCCUGGUGCUAAACCAAUUAAACAACGAGCCUACAGA